AUGAACUUGCUCCGAGAUUUUUUCAUCUUCACUUGUUCCAAUGCUAAGAAAAUUUCUGGUGAAUGUAAACUUUGUGGAAAACUUUAUUCGGAUAAUGCUGGAUCAACUGGAAAUUUCCAUAAGCAUCUGAAACGCAAACACUCAAGUGAAUACAACAAAUCGAAAUUUCCGGAUUCCUUUGCGUCUGAAAAUGAUACACAGGAUUAUUCAGAAAAUUUCGAAGAUAAAGCUAUCAAAAUCAAUCAAACUAUUCUGAAAGAAUUAAUUGUGAAAUGUAAUUUACCACCAACAUUGGUCGAACAUACUGGUUUUAGGAAUUUUUUAAAGAUGGUUGCACCGAAAUGGAAGCCUACAUCUGCACGAUACUUCACCAAAACACUAUUGCCAUCAUUGAUGAAUAAUAGUCAAGAGAAACUAAGAAACUUACUUGAUAGUAUCGAUCACUUAAGUAUUACAGUGGAUAUCUGGAUAGACCGACGUGGACGAUCAUUUAUUGGCGUUACGGGUCACUUCCUUGAUUUGAAUUUUGAACCACAAGCUUUACUUCUCGAUUUUUCACGUUUAAAAGGACCACAUACUGGAGAAAAUAUUCGCCUUGCCACAGGAGAAAUACUCGGAAACCUAAAAAUCCAAAACAAAGUAUACCGAGUUAUAACCGAUAAUGCUGCUUCUAUGAUAAGAGCAUAUAAAUUUGGUUUAACGGUGAACGAUGAUGAUUAUACUACUCAAGAUCACAACAACUUUCAACAAGCUGAUAGUUCAAUUGAAUUUUCCGAUCAUGAUGAUAUACAUAUAUCAAACGAAUGGAGAUUGACUGAUUGGUGUGAAAGCGACAAAUGCUUGGAUGAUGACGGCGAGGAUAUUUCAAUUCGAUUGUCCUGUUUUGCACAUAGUCUACAGUUGGCUGUUCGAGAUGGAUUAAAAGAUACUCCAUUCUUAUCGAGAUCAUUAUUAAAAUGUAUGCAGUUGUCGCAGCGAUCUUCUAAGUCGACUAAAAUAGUUGAUCUUCUUGACGAUAUUGGAAAAACAAUAAAUCGCUCCAAUUUGACACGGUGGAAUUCGGAAUAUCUACUCAUGAAAUCAAUUAUUGGAUUAGGGAAAAAAACAAUUGAUGAAAUUACAGACAUUAUUGAUGAUAAUGAACUGAAAUUUAACAACAAUGAUUUUACUAUACUACAAGAGGCAGUUGAUAUAUUAGAGCCAUUUGCUGAAAUAACUACACGUAUUCAGUCCGGAUCAGUUGUGACGGCUAGUCUUGUCGUACCCUCGGUGGUACAUAUUAUCGAGCAUGUGAAUCAUAUCAAACCACAUUUAUCAAUUUUGAAAAAGAUGUGUAUACAACUUGAACAAUCCAUUAACAAAAGAUUUGCCGGCAUUGUUAAGCGUUUAUCACAACAAAGUGUUGAUACGAACGAUCCUUUUUCGGAUCCGAUCUAUUUCGUUUGUGCAGUUUUAGAUCCUGAAUUUAAAUUUUAUUGGCUCAGCCAAAUGAAGUACAAGCCGACAGUGGAAUCACACACGAAACAGCUACUUAUUCAUAUGAUCUUGAAUGAGUGUGAGCAUAGUAUUGGCACAUCAUUCGAUAAUAUGGCCCAUAUGCAGUCCUCAUUAUCUUCAGAAGCCGCAGUAAAUAGUAAUGACAUAACACCGAACGGCACACCUCUCCUGAAAAAGCGAAAACUUUUCCAUUACGAUGAUGACAAAAGUUCAUCAGUUGAUUCAACAACAAAUCCUAUGCACGAGAUCAAUGCAUACAUCAAUGAUCCAACACGGUUUAGAUUUUCAUCCUACUGGAAAAAUUCGUCAUUGUGUUCUUUGAAGAACGUAGUGAAACGAAUUUUUUCCGUGCAAGCAUCAUCUGCACCAAUUGAACGAGUGUUUAGUCAAGCAGGUGUCAUUAUGUCACCACGGAGAACAUCUAUGCUCGAAGAAGUUUUCAGAAGUUUGGUUUUUUUACGUGUAAACCAAAACUUGAUUAAAUAGGCCGUUAAAAAAAGCUAUCAGUUAAUUUUGAUGUAUUCCCAAACGUCAUUUUUAAUAAAGAUGUUUUUUUUUACUAUUGAGUAUUUUAUUUUGAAAUGCCGUUAGAAAUAAAUAAAAUGAAAUAAAUGGAAAAGAGAUCAUAUCCACAUUAAAAUAGAUAUUGAAUAUAAUAUUCUACAGGGUGGUCCAUAAAUAACUGUGCGAUAAGAAAUUCGAAUAUCUCUAUUACGACUCGAGCAAACGUGCUGAUUUUUUUACCAGUGAUAGAGGCAUGUACCAAGUUUAUAUCCAUAAGGACAUGUCCAGGGAGACCCUUUGUUAAGUAUCACUAUUGACCUCAACAAAAAAAAUUUACUUUUUCACAGUUAGAAGAAAACGUCACUUUACCGAAAACAAUUGAAUAUCUCUGCUACGGCUCGAGCUAACGAGCUGAUUCUUUUAUUAAUGAUAGAGCCACGUUCAAGCU
This is a messenger RNA of Rotaria sp. Silwood2, 2449 nucleotides long. The record is from the annotation of a GenBank genome assembly. NCBI's taxonomy places the organism in Eukaryota, Metazoa, Rotifera, Eurotatoria, Philodinida, Philodinidae.